Messenger RNA from Lineus longissimus, 3610 nucleotides. Its product is annotated as ras association domain-containing protein 2-like. The record is from RefSeq and is a predicted model, not a curated record. The coding region runs from base 110 to 1324 and encodes 404 amino acids. NCBI's taxonomy places the organism in Eukaryota, Metazoa, Nemertea, Pilidiophora, Heteronemertea, Lineidae. The transcript has 11 exons. Gene Ontology annotation, biological process: signal transduction.
CACGACACAAGAAUAUUUGAUUUUGUAGAUUUUUGCCCGAUUUCUCUUAUUUGUUGACCCGAGUGUAAAAUAUCUACAUGCCAGACUUGUAGGGAAUAGAUAAAAGGAUAUGUCCGCUUGUUCUAGAUGCGGCAAACCUGUCUACUUUGCUGAAAGGAAGACUUCUCUUGGCAAGCAUUGGCACAGGCAGUGUUUGAGGUGUGAUGAGUGUGGCAAGGUCCUCAACCCAGGACAACAUGCUGAGCACAAGGGUCUUCCAUUUUGUCACCACCCAUGUUACAGCGCCCUCUUUGGUCCAAGAAUAUCAGGAUUCGGUGUCCCGAUUGUAGCGUACACCAACUAUGGUAACCGUGAUGUCAGGACGAAUGGGUCGUAUCGCAUGGCAGGGGUUGAUAGCAUUCUCAGCAAACAUCGCAAGGAGGAGAUCCUGAACAAGCUACGGGCCUACAAUGAGCACUAUGAAGGAAAGAAUGGUCAGUUAGCGUGCAAAGAGGUCAACAAUCGGUUGAUCUUAGAAGGCUUAUUACGGUUACGAUGGGGCGUUACCAAGGAGAUUCACCUGAAGCCAAAAGACGACAUUCCGGCCAAGCUCUCUCCGCGCCGAAGCAGGAAGAGUUAUAUGUUAGCGAUAGAUAAUGGUCUGGAUGAGAUAUUCGACAAUAAUGGUCACGGUGAUGCUGGGGACGAGGAUGAUAUGGAUGACGCCAUGCAACAACUACUGAAGUUUAGCCGCCAGCACCAGAGGCGGGGCAGUAUGGAGGAUGUCAGUCCAACCAAGGAAUCAAAAAACGAAAUCAAACGAUUUAACACAGUUUGUUACCGUGGUGACCGAGGAAACAGGAAUAAACGAAAGAGAUUUUCCAUAAAUGGUCACUUUUAUGAUCACGAGACAAGCGUGUUCACUCCGACCCACGGCACUGUGACGAGUGUUCGUGUCUCAAGCACCACAACAACACCAGAGGUCAUUCAAGUUAUGCUCGACAAAUUCAAGGUUGAAGAUGAUCCUGAAGACUUUACUUUAUUCAUUAUGAAAACAGACGGGGGCAUCAUUCCACUGUUAGACACAGAUUAUCCACUGUUUGAGAGAUUAUUACUGGGACCAGAGGAGGAUGAGGCCAAGAUAUAUAUCAUGGAGAAAUCAGCUUUUAGUCAUGUGCCACAAGAGGUUUCACAGUACGUCACAUUACCCGAGGCAGUCCUUCACGGAUUCUUGGACAAGUUCACCGGGGAAGAGGAAAAGGAGGUCCAAAAACUCAAACAGAAGUAUGCAACGAUACGAGAAGCUUUAGGACGGCGGUUAUCAGAAAUCCAAACAAAGGUAUGAUGUCACAUGGAUGAAAAAAAUGCGCAAUUUUCUGUGCAGAACAUGUGAGGAUAUGGUGACGGAAUGUGUGCCAAAAGUGGCAAACUUUCACUUGGAUGAAGCUGAGGUUCUGUUUGAAAUGUGAUGGGAUCAAGAUGGUUUCUGCUAUUUUCCCGUGAACAGUGCAAUGGAUGUAAAGUGUUAUACAAGGAAGACCUUGGCUUCGUACAUAGAUAUUGAAAUAUAAAUAUGACAUUGGGAGGUCAUCUGCUUAGUGUGUGUAAACUUUUGAGCCCAGUUGUGGGCCGUCGGGGAUGAGGUCAUCUGCUUAGUGUGUGUAAACUUUUGAGCCCAGUUGUGGGCCGUUGGGGAUUUUGAUCUUCAAACUUGGAAGAUCUACUCUCACUUCAUUCAUGUUGUUCGCAGCCCAGUUAAUAAAAUCUUACAUUGUUACUUUGCUGAUUUUUGACACCCAGUAACUGCUGAAGAUUUUACAAGGUUGAAAAUAUCUUUUGGAAUCAUUUAACUUCUUGUCUUGUGGGCAGGUGGUUUAUAUAUGAAAACAUGAAAUGUUUGUUCUCGAUCUCAGAAUGUUCUUGUCAAAUUUCAAUGAUAAAACUGAUCAAGUUUGGCUUCACUGUUUGUCAGCCUGUCUGGGUUAAUGUAAAUUUUAAAAAUGUCAGUUGAUCUCAAGGUUUUCAAAUGAAGUAUAGUUUAGCUGGUUUAUUUCAUAUUUUCCUUUAGAUAGUUUCAAUCAAUUUUCCUGAGUUUUUGAGAGAAAAUGCUGUGGUUUGUUUUGGAUCUUUAAUCUCCAAUUCAGUUCUAUCAAGAUCUGUGAUCGUUAAUCAGGGACUUGUUUAGCUUUUAAUUCAAUCUUCACCUACCAGUGGGAGCCAACGUCCGAUUGUGUCGUGUUAUGCCAACAGUCUUCAGAAUUAUUUACUGUUAUGGUUAUGACCCUCCCACAAACUCAGCACCAUCUUUUGGUCUGUUUUAAAGCCCGAGCCAGAACCUUAAAGCACAGCAGUAGUAAUCGCAUCUUGAUGUCUUCAUAAUGAUGUUAAGCUUUGCUCCUGAAUCCCAAUUCAUAGUUUUCAUGCUUCCAACUUUUCAUUAGCUUGGCAUAAGCUUCCACUCUUACUGAAGACACAUCAUAUUGUAUAUAAGUCUUCCAACUUCUGUGGUGUCGUAGUCAACUGGUCUGCUUGUCAAUAGGGCCUGGCCUAUUCAUAGUUUAGGGAUUCUUUAUCUAAGGGAAUGUACCAUGUAAAUUCGUGGAGAGAAAGUUGUCAGGGCUGGGCAUCAGUAGCCAUGCCUCUUCCUAGGCAUAGUGGUUUAAUAGGUGUAAGCCUCUAGACCAGAUGACCAGAUAAUUACGAUACCACGGUAUGGUCGAGUGGCCUUCACUUGCUCAUCAGUUCCUUCCAUUUGCUUCAUCAUUUUGAAUGGAGCUUUUCCUGUUUCCGUCUAUGCAUGAACUUCAUAAGAUCUUAUGUUGCUUGCAAGUUGUAUUCCUAAAUCAGAUACUAAUAAUUGAUACAGUUAAGUUAAGGCAUGGCCAUUGAGCUUGAUUGCAGAAGCCCUGCUUGGAGGCAUAGGAUAGGGUUUGCCGAGAACAUUUGGCAGUGAUGCCCUUUUUUCUUGGAAUUAGUCAGAGAUUCUGCAAUUGUGCUGCUGUUGGCUUGUGAAGAUGUGUUUCUUUGUGGAUGUAGAGGCUAUGCGAGUUUGUGACACGGCCGUAUUUCAUGUUCAUUUGAGAGAAACAAACUUGUAUGAAACCAAGGUGCGAGAUCUUCAGCCGCCUUUCAGUUCAGUUGACGAGUUGUUUCAUCUUGUUUCAUUUUUGGAACAAAUCAAUUUAUUGGUGUAUAUAUAGUUUGUCCAGGUUGUACAUUUGCAAAUAUUCUAAUUUAUAACCAAAUCUGUAAAUUAUCAUAUCCAAAAUGUUUAUUAAUCAAUAUCAUCAUUUGUAUAUUUCAUUAACAUGUUUAAGAGGCAGGCAAUCAUUACCAUGUAUGUAAAGCACUUGUGAGUCAAAUCCAAUGUGAAUCGAGUGUGAGAGCUAUACAAAUGCUGAAUAAAUUAUCAUCAUGUGUAAGGCUGAAGUGUCGCCUCGAAAUACCGUAACAUGUUCAAAUACUUGUAAUCGUUUCACACUUAUUUCUAAAGGCAGUGUUCAGACAAAUUUCUGGAGAUAGCCAGUCAACUCCUCACCUCUUGAUUAUUGUUAGAUUCUAUCAAUGGCUUUCAUUUUGUAUCAUAUUUUGAUGAAGUUAAUUUGACGAUAAUAAAAUGAAGUGAAAAUCA